This is a messenger RNA of Empidonax traillii (willow flycatcher), 1075 nucleotides long. RefSeq names its product myosin-binding protein H-like. Bases 1 to 1026 code for a protein of 341 amino acids. Lineage: Eukaryota; Metazoa; Chordata; Aves; Passeriformes; Tyrannidae. The transcript has 8 exons. The record is from RefSeq and is a predicted model, not a curated record. Gene Ontology annotation, molecular function: protein binding.
AUGACUCUUGGUGGGUUUCCUGAUGGCCAAGCAGGGGGAUGUGUGGGGUGGGGGGUGACUUCCUUGUGCUCUCCUUGGUCUCCUGACCCGCCUUUCUGGUCCCCAGAGCUCCCAAAGAUCCGGAUGCCUCGUCACCUGCGGGAGACUUACGUCAGGCGUGUCGGGGACGCCGUGAACAUCAUGAUCCCUUUCCAGGGAAAGCCCCAGCCCGAGGUGACCUGGACCAAGGGGGACCAGCCCCUGGACAGCUCCCGCGUCAACAUCCGCACCACGGCGCGGGACACCAUCUUCUACAUCCGGCAGGCCCAGCGCGCUGACUCGGGGCAGUACCAGCUGUGCGUGAGGAUCAACGGCGCCGAGGACAGGGCCAUCCUGGACAUCCAGGUGGUUGAGCCACCUGGGCCCCCCCAGAACCUGAAGCUGGUGGAUGUGUGGGGCUUUAACGUGGCCCUGGAGUGGACCCCCCCUGCGGACAACGGGAACGCCGAGAUCAAGGGCUACAGGGUGCAGAAGUCAGACAAGAAGAGCGGGAAGUGGUUCACGGUGCUGGAGCGCUGCACCCGCACCAGCUGCACCAUCUCCGACCUCAUCAUCGGCAACACCUACUCCUUCCGCGUCUUCUCCGAGAACUCCUGCGGGCUCAGCGACAGCGCCGCCGUGGCCGCCGGGGUGGCCCACAUCGAGAAGACAAAAACCACUUACCAGCCAGAGAAGAUCCCCCAGAGGGACAUGAUGGAGCCUCCAAAGUUCACCCAGCCCCUGACAGACCGAACCACCACCCGGGGCUACAGCACUCACCUCUUCUGCUCCGUCAGGGGUUUCCCCCAGCCCAAAAUCAUCUGGUUGAAAAACCAGAUGGAGAUCCGGGAAGACCCCAAGUACAUCGCGAUGAUCGAGCAGGGCGUGUGCUCCCUGGAGAUCCGCAAGCCCAGCCCUUUCGACGGCGGCGUUUACACCUGCAAGGCCGUGAACGCCCUCGGGGAGGCCUCGGUGGACUGCAGGCUGGAUGUGAAAGUGCCCAAGUGAGGAUGGAUCGGAGGGCGAGGCAAAGAGCAAGGUGGAUGCUGCAGCUGCU